UCAAUAUUCGAGACAGAGCAUAAAAGUGACACACUCGAUUGAUAUCAAAAUGUCCCAAUCAAAUCUUCUUCUAUUCGACGCAAAUGGUCUGAAGUACGACUACGAUACUACUAAGCCUAACCUGGGAUCGACAACCUUCACGAAAUACCAGGUUGUGAACGGCAAAUGGAUUCUUUACAGAAGCAUUGAUUUCAAUGAAGCCAUCGCUGGUGGAAGCAGUUCUGACAUUGUGACUGCUGAUAAGCCUACUGGCGAACUUAGUUUGCCAUUCAGUGUAAAGUCUAUCAGGAGACUUCAAGAUAGCUGUGAUUCCUCGACGGUGUUUGCACAUUCCUACUAUGGAGGACAUGAAAAGGUGUACACUUCUGCCGUUCCAGACAUGUGUGCAGAUUUCCCAAAUUCAGGACAGGGUGCGUCAUCCCUCAUCAUAUGGCCCAACAAAUCUUGGAAUCUUUACAACCAAAAGUACUACGAGGGAGGAGAAAAGAACGCGAAAUCUGGUUGGUACCCAACCCCAUCUGCAGUGGGCUUCCCUAACGAUAGCUUGAAGAGUAUGAGACCAGCGUAAGCGCUUAGUAAUCUGCUGGCACCAGAAACAAGAGCCCGAUUCUCCGCGAUAAAAAAAACUAAGUGAUAACAAUAACUUGAAGAUGAAAAGGCCUCGCAAGCUAAUUCAACACUCAGUAAUAGUGUAAAGAAAAAUGCAUCACAAAUAAACACAUGUGUAAGAAUAAAACUGUAAGAAUAUGAAAAAACA
Messenger RNA from Actinia tenebrosa (Australian red waratah sea anemone), 757 nucleotides. RefSeq lists its product as uncharacterized. The record is from RefSeq and is a predicted model, not a curated record. NCBI's taxonomy places the organism in Eukaryota, Metazoa, Cnidaria, Anthozoa, Actiniaria, Actiniidae.